Chara braunii is the source of this 2518-nucleotide messenger RNA. The record is from the annotation of a GenBank genome assembly. NCBI's taxonomy places the organism in Eukaryota, Viridiplantae, Streptophyta, Charophyceae, Charales, Characeae.
CCCGGCAGCGCUUUCCAAAUUCGAAGAUGAGGUCCAAAAAGGCUAUUGUCUGAACGAAAAGGUAGUCAGUCUUCAACCCCGCAUCAUGGAGGUAGCAAGGUCGAUCCCGACCGUUCAUUUUUUAGGAGAAUGAUCCCAGAAGGAAGUGUGCGAAAGUACAAACCGGUAGGAAAGAAAGCCAAGCCGGUCUCAAUCCUAGUAGAAACAUCAAGGGAAGAGGCCAUGGAAAAGGAGGAAGAAAUCUUGCGGAUAAUCAGGGAGAGGCGAGCAGCGGAGGGGCAUUGGAUACACGAUGAGGUAGCAGACACCAUGAAAAUAGGGGUAGAUGGGUUCCUAACGGUGGAAGAGACCCAGCUGAUAAGGAAAGCUUGCCAAGAGUUUCAUUUAGCCUUUGCCUUCAAUGACCACCAGAAAGGCCGACUGGACGCGAAGCUAAUUUCCCCUGUUAGGAUCCACACGGUGGAACACGAAUGCUGGAAUGACAAGGGGUCCGCCUACGAGUUCGGAAUAGCGGCGGAAGUCGCUGAAUUGCUUAGAGCCAAGAUAGAUUCGUUCGUGGCCGAACCCACCGCAUCCCCCUACGCGAACAAGUGGUUCGUUUUUCGGAAGCCCAACAAGUCGCUCAGAUGGAUCCAGGACUUGCAGAAGCUGAAUGCGGUUACAAUCCGGGAUGCGGGAUCGCUUCCACAGGCAGAUCUGCUGGCCGAAUCUCACGUUGGCCGAAGCAUUUACUCCUUGAUAGAUUUAUACUUAGGGUAUGAUCAACUGCCACUUGACGCUAGGGACAGACCGUACACCGCCAUGCACACCCCGGUAGGGCAGUUGCAGAUGCAAGUAACCCUUAUGGGCUUUACAAACGCUGUGGCAGAUGCGCAAAGGAGGAUGCUUGCGGUCGCAGGGGACAUGUUCCCGGAGAAAUGCGAACCGUACAUAGACGACAAUCCCAUAAAAGGCGCGCAGAACAAGGAUGAGACAGAGGUCCAGUCGGGCAUACGAAAGUUUGUCUGGGAUCAUCUGCAGGACAUCAAGGAUCUGCUCCAGCGAUUCCUGGUGUAUAAUAUUACCGCAAGCGGACCAAAGAGCAUCCUGGCGGUCCCGGAGGUGACCCUUCGCUGCGCACCACAACGGAAGGAAGUGCAGUAUCUAGUGAAUCAGGCUCAGGAGAAGCAAGAUACCAAGCAGGAGGGACAAAAAUUCUUCCUUGUGCAGAUGUAUGAUGGCGUCUUCAGAGAGAUCGGUCUGCUGCUUAUAGAAAAUAAGCAGCCUAUGGAAGUCAGCCUCAAGGCAAGGGAGGAAGCUGAGAGGUAUGUUUUGAGGAACGACCACCUAUUCAAGAGAGAAGAAGGGAUGAUGCCUAGGCGUGUCGUGUGCGGAAGGUCUAGGCAGUUGGACAUAAUCCAGGCGAUGCAUGAUGGGCUAACCGGAGGGCACCGGUCGUCCAAAGGGACUCUUGCAAAAAUCGUGCCAUUUUACUUCUGGCCAGGUAUGGCUGGUAAGGUGACUACGUACUGUCAAACGUGCCUAAUAUGUCAGGAAAGGAGCUUCGCACGUGUCUUCGAGCCCCUUAGACCUACUCAGAUACUGGGACCGGGGCACCUGGUCCACCUUGACCUUGCGGUCAUGCCUGUAUCGGUGGAUGGAUACAGGUACAUCCUGGAUGCAAGGGAUAAUCUCAGUGGUUACGUAGAGGCAGUAGCUCUUAAGAGAAAGACGGGAAAGGGAGUGGCCGACCGGAUAGAGGACUUCUACCUAAGACACCCCUUUGUGCGAAGGUUCAUAGCGGAUAAUGGGACGGAGUUCGUAAAUCACGAAGUGUUAAGUAGGCUCAAGACGUUGCCCAGCGGGGAACAAGGGGCAAGGCAGGCAGGGGAACCAAGUACCAGGAAGAGGAAACUGUAUGUGGGUUUUGACUUCAACGUGGUUGUGGGCAGAGGAGGAAGGAAGCAAGGGACCAAGGGGCCCUCACCCCUGAGAAAGGGGGAACCAAUAGAUCUCCCAUCUGACAGUGACAACGGUAAGGGGGAGAAUGGAAGCCCAAGGAAGAAGCAGAGGAUGGAUGAGGAAGAGCCCAACGAGGUCAUAGACCUCAGUAGUGGGGAGGAGGACGACGAGGUCACAACGCCAACAAAAGAAGUAUGGGCAAGGGAUGAGGAUCCAGUCGAUGAGAAGGACAAAUGGAUAAAAGAGUUUGGGUCGUCUUGCAGCGAUUGGUUUGAUCAAUGGUCCAGUAUCAUGCGGUAUGAAUGGGCGAUCAAAGGAAAGGAAAAGCUAAGCAGGGGAGAAGAUAAAGCGCCAACAACCUUCUUCACCGAAGAGGCGCUCAGAGAACGAAGAGAAGGAUGCAGCAAGAAAUCGACGAUCACGCAAGAGAGGCUCAACACAGGGCAACUGGGCAACAGGGGGACAAUAGACAUAACAAAGAAUAGCUAGAAAAUGGGGAGGAUGGGUACCUGGGCAGGCAGAACUGUCAUUUUGGACUUUGCAUUUGAAUUUUUGGGAAUAAACCACAAUGGGACAG